CCCAAGGGCCGUCACGUGAGGCAGGCGACAAGCGCGCGGGUGGGGCGGGGUUCGGCGGCGCCUGGCGAGGAUCAAAGUGCGGCUGCAGACCGGGCAAAACCCAGUUGGGCUGGACAGCCAUGCCCAAGUACUGCCGGGCUCCGAACUGCUCCAACACUGCGGGCCAGCUGGGCGCGGACAACCGCCCGGUGAGCUUCUACAAGUUCCCGCUGAAGGACGGCCCCCGGCUGCAGGCCUGGCUGAGGCACAUGGGCCGUGAGCACUGGGUGCCCAGCUGCCACCAGCACUUGUGCAGCGAGCAUUUCGCCCCCUCUUGCUUCCAGUGGCGCUGGGGCGUGCGCUACCUGCGACCCGACGCCGUGCCCUCCAUCUUCUCCCGAGCGCCGCCCGCCCAGAGGCAGCCGAGUUCCCGAAGCACGGAGAAACCCGCCGUGCCUCCGCCUCUGCAGGCGACCCCAUCCUUGGCCCCAGGCCCCGCCGUCCCGGCCCGGGGGCCCGUACAGCUCUUGAUGCUGGAGCCAGCCUCCGGGGCCCCCGAGGCUCCAGCCACCGUUUUCCUGACGCCCCUGUCGCUUCCGCCGGCUCCCGCGGGGCUGCGCCCUAGAGCAUCAGCCCAGCACCCCCGGGCCGGGCUGGGCGCGGCGCUGGGCGCGCUGCAGCGGCGGGUGCGGAGGCUCCAGCGGCGCCACGAGCAGCACCGGGCGCGGCUGCGGGCCCUGGAGCAGCUGGCGCGGCAGCUACAGGCGCGGGUGCACUGCGGCCGGCUGUAUGCGCUCCCUCGACCUGAGGAAUCCCAAGCCUUCACCAUCAUCUGUGGAGGGCCUGACAUUGCUGUGGUCCUUGCCCACAGUCCUGCACUUCCCACGCUGGACGCCAAGCCUGAGCUCCUGGACACUCAGACUCCCAGUGCAUAAGGACCAGGACAGAUAAUGUCAUAGGAAGGAUGACAGAAGACAGAGGAAGAGAGACACAUCACACAUGGACUUGGCCCGCAUGCCUGGGGCAUAGCACUGCCUUCCUCAAAGGCCUGGCUCCCACCACCUCCUCCUAGGAACCCCUUGAACUUUAGGGCCAACCUGGGCCCAAGACCUCUGUCAGUAGUGAUGACCCUGGGUACCAGGUCCCAAACCCACCUUCAAUCCUUGUGGUCAGUAAAAUAUUCUCAGUGCAGGGAGAAUACUGUUUUCUUGGGGAGAGUUGUAACUGGUACUGAAGAGCCCCUCAUACCCUUUGCCAAGCCUGGCACCAAGCUGGGGAUACAGCAGUGAACACAGCUGACAAAAGUCCUGUUCUCAUGGUGCUCCAAUUCUGCUUGAAUAGAAGAUGAAAUAGUGAACUAAUA
Molecule: messenger RNA, 1342 nt
Organism: Dama dama (fallow deer)
Lineage: Eukaryota; Metazoa; Chordata; Mammalia; Artiodactyla; Cervidae
Gene: THAP8
Product: THAP domain containing 8
Exons: 4
Coding region: 120-914 (264 amino acids)
Source: RefSeq, a predicted model, not a curated record